Messenger RNA from Xenopus laevis (African clawed frog), 3669 nucleotides. It is a transcript of the gene rbm15.L, whose product is annotated as RNA binding motif protein 15 L homeolog. The transcript has a single exon. Gene Ontology annotation, cellular component: nucleus; nuclear membrane. Gene Ontology annotation, biological process: regulation of alternative mRNA splicing, via spliceosome; DNA-templated transcription; regulation of myeloid cell differentiation. Bases 144 to 2636 code for a protein of 830 amino acids. Lineage: Eukaryota; Metazoa; Chordata; Amphibia; Anura; Pipidae. The record is from RefSeq and is a predicted model, not a curated record. Gene Ontology annotation, molecular function: RNA binding; nucleic acid binding.
UGGAGCUCAUAAGAAUGACUGCAAAUCUAGCCAAUUAAAAUUCAAGAAAGCCAAAAGGCAUCCAAUUGUUAUUCGAGGCGGUGAAUUAGUUUAAGCCGUUGCAAAAUGGCGGAGUGUAGUUGUGUAUAAAGACGCGAUUCGCCAUGAAAGGAAAAGAACGCUCCCCGGCAAAGGCCAAACGGUCCCGGGGGGCGGAUGAGUCAACCCGUGAGAGAGGCGGAAAAAAGCUGAGUUCUGGCGGGGGCAGUAACGGAUCUUCGGGAAAGAACUCUGAAAGCAGCACCGGCCGCCGGAGCCUGCAUAUUGAAAAGAGUAUUUCCUCGAGCCGCGAUUAUGAGCAAUCCGGCAUAACGCAGGGGCUGCAGCGCUAUGGCUCCCCCGGGGCAAGCAGCGGCAGUGGCAGCAGCAAUGGUGGCCCAGAGAAUCGAAGAGGCGGAGGCCGGGCUACAGAAAGCCGUGCGGAGCCACAAUACUACAAAUCCUUGCGGAUAAGUGAGCUAGGCUCCUCUCUAAGUGACGAGGCCAUAGAGGAUGGACUUUUCCACGAAUUCAAGAAAUUCGGAGACGUGAGUGUAAAAAUGUCUCGUGAGGGAGACGAGCGUGUGGCCUUGGUGAAUUUCAGGCGCGCCCUAGAUGCCCGAGACGCUAAGCACGCUCGUGGGAGGCUGGUUCUCUAUGACCGACCUCUUAAGAUUGAAGCUGUCUAUUUAAAUGUCGGCGGUAUCAAUCGGAGGCGUAGCCGCAGCCCGGAGGAUAAAGACUCAUAUGGCGGACUCUCUGCCGCAGUUUCCACGCUGGCCACCCAGCGGCACCCUCAUGCGCAGCGCGCACUCUCCCCCGGUGGCCUUGGUUACAGAGACUACAGACUGCAGCAGCUAGCACUGGGGCGCCUCCCACCGGCAACUAUCCCUAGAGAGCUGGAGAGGGAACGUGAUUACAGUCUUUACGAUAGUCGCCUGAGGUCUACCUAUACAGUUGAUCCCCGACUGAACUUCAGAGACGAAGACCUUGCUUUAGAGAUUGAUGCUAGAGCCAAUCGUACACUCUUUGUUGGAAACCUGGAUGUCAUUGUUAAAGAGAGUGAAAUUUAUAGGGUCUUUGGACGCUUUGGAACCAUUACAGAAGUCGAUAUAAAACGAGCUGGUCGUGGGCAGCAAACAACUUAUGGUUUCAUAAAGUUUGAGAACCUAGACAUGGCUCACCGAGCAAAGGUUGCAAUGUCUGGCAAGAUGCUGCAUAGCUAUGCUUUAAAGAUCGGCUAUGGUAAAGUAGUACCAACAAACCGCCUUUGGGUGGGGGGACUAGGACCUUGGGUACCAGUGACUGCACUGGCCCGAGAAUUUGAUAGGUUUGGCACCAUCCGUCAAAUUGAUUACCGCAAAGGGGAGAACUGGGCAUAUAUACAAUACGAAAGUCUAGAUGCUGCCCAGGCUGCAUGUACACAGAUGAGAGGCUUUCCUUUGGGGGGUGAACAUAGAAGACUUCGUGUGGAUUUUGCUGAAGCAGAUGUUCAUUUUCCGCAUCCUUAUGUUCAGCCAUUGCCCAUCCCUUAUAUUGAUUUUGGAGAGGAGACAUCAGGGCAUCGGACUAGUGAAGCAAGCAGAGCUAGAGAUCGUUCACCUUUAAUAUUAAGGGACAGGGAAAGAGAUGCCUAUACAAACAAUGAUUGGGUGUCCCCUGCUAGAGACAGACACAGAGUCACCAGUGACUCUCUUGAAACAAUGGAACGUCGUUCUGAUAAUUGGGCUUUGGACAGAGGCCGUGAAAGAGAUGAAGUGACCAGAGAUCAGCCCAGAAAAAGGAGACUGGAUGAUAGCCGUCACCUAGACAGGUCUCCAGAGAGUGACCACCCCAGAAAGAGACACUGUGUCACUCCGGAACGUAGCACUGAAGGCCGUGACAGCCGUUACAGUGACUCUGAUCGAGCAGCAUGCCGUUCUUCACCUUCUAGAGAUUGGAGGGGAAGCCUGGAGCGAGGUCAAGAUGACAAACAUGAUAGAAAAAACUCAAUUGAAAGAGAGAGAAGGCAUCGCAUACCUGCAAGUAAAAGCCCUUUAAAAAAAAAAGAUGAGCAUCCAGAGGGUAACAACAAAGUGAAAUCUCCACAAAAAUUAGAAGCAGCACACAAGCUGUGUCUGGCUUGGCAAGGUAUGCUCCUUCUUAAAAACAGCAAUUUUCCAUCCAGUAUGCACCUUGUGCAAGGAGAUCUUGGAGUAGCAUCCAGUUUGCUGGUUGAGGGACCUUCAGGAGGGAAGGUGGCUCAGCUAAAAAUUACACAGCGCCUGCGACUUGACCAGCCCAAGUUGGAUGAAGUUACUCGACGCAUCAGAGUGGCAGGGCCUGAUGGCUAUGCCAUCCUACUUGCCAUUCCUGGUACUUCUGAGGGUUCAUUAAAGGACCAAGCCAGUUCAACACAGCGACCCCUAAGAAACCUUGUGUCCUACUUAAAACAAAAACAAGCAGCAGGUGUUAUUAGCCUGCCAGUUGGGAGCAAUAAAGACAAGGAUCAUGCAGGAGUUCUUCAUGCUUUUCCUCCCUGUAAUUUUUCCCAGCAGUUUCUUGAUGCUGAAGCAAAAGCCCUUGUGAAGUCUGAUGAUGACUACCUUAUAAUGAUUAUAGUACGUGGAGCAUCCUAGUUCCAUGUUUGUAUUUCUCUAUACUAUACUCAAGGUAUUAUGGGAUACAGUAUAAGUUUGUUUGAUUAGGCCAAUCUUUUUAUUGCAGUUUUCUGAUUUGCUUAGCAAAGGUGUUUAUGCAAUUAAACAGGACUGGAUCAUAUCCAAGUUUUGAUAUUUCCUUUCUUUCCCCCGUUUUCAUUAAAUGAUGUUUUACUAGCAUAGGUAAUUACACUGUUUUGAUUUUUGGCAUCUUUUGGAUUCUUUUUUUUUUUUAAAGUGAAGUGUAAGGUUUCUACAAAUUUCUGAAUACAUAAGUCAAAAUUUCUUAAAUUUGGUCUCCAAGCUGUCGCUGGAUCACUACACCAAAAAUGUCUUUUCCUUUUGGAUGCUCUCCAGUAACAAUUGGAAAUACAAAUUUAAGAAUUAUUCCAAUAUAUAUUAUUUUAAAACCCUACCAUAUGCUUGAAUAUUCCUGGUUUAUUCCUUGUCUUCUCUUGGUAUGGAGUAGCGUUAAGUGUAAUACUGUGUGUGCAUUUAUAUAUUCCCUUUAUAUAAGUGAAUAAAGUACCGCCUAUUGUAAAAUGUGAGGAUAUUAUUAGUCACAGAGGAGUUCCAUUACCAUAUAAAAGCACAAGGCCAAGUGCUUUUAUACAGAUCGUCGAACUCCGAGGUUACCUCUAAUAUCCUCAUAUUUUCUAAAUAUUUACACCUCUAAAAAGUGAAUGAGUGUUAUAUAAAGGGAAUCUUAUAUUUUAGCUGAUUUUGUGUUUUAGUUUAUUUCCACUAUCUAGAAAUGGCCCAUAUAGCAUGGGGAUAUUGUAGCUCGCACAUAGUUUUUCUGGAAGAGGCUUAUUAUGAAAGACUUUUAUAUAUCAGAUGUCUAAAAUAGGGUGCACUGUAUCACAGAGGAGUCCUCAGCCAGUAUGUAGAAGAGGAGUGUUUUGUGCACAGAGUAAUCUAUGCAAGGAAACUGUACAUUUACCAUAUAUCAUGUACAUCAUGUGUAUUUUCACUCUGUAGGGUCAUGGCUAAUAAAUGACUCUGUCGGUUA